Molecule: messenger RNA, 735 nt
Organism: Cotesia glomerata
Lineage: Eukaryota; Metazoa; Arthropoda; Insecta; Hymenoptera; Braconidae
Product: L-type lectin-domain containing receptor kinase VIII.2-like
Exons: 3
Coding region: 1-735 (244 amino acids)
Biological process (GO): protein phosphorylation
Cellular component (GO): plasma membrane
Molecular function (GO): protein kinase activity; ATP binding
Source: RefSeq, a predicted model, not a curated record
AUGACUAGUAAAAAUUCAGCGAAUAAAGAGUAUUUCGGUGGUGAAUCCACGGUAAUCUGCGAGCGAAUUUCAGGUCAAAUAGCGGUAAAGAAGAUAGUAACGGGUUGUAUGCCAAUUGCUGAAUUUAAUCCGAUUGAUGCUGGUCAUAAAAUAGCUGAAAUUCAAGUGGAUGACAAAGUAUUGUUAUUAAUAUAUACAUCCAAUGAUGAUUUGUCCCGAGACUUUAAUUUCCCAGCAGUAGAUAUUCUUGAUGAUGACAACCAUUAUAUAUUGUAUGAUGUAAAUGAAUUUCAUGGGAGAUGUGAAGACAAAAAUGGCGUGGGAGUAAUAACUAACUGUACUGAUUCCUGUGCUAAUUUGAAAUUAGCCUGCAGAGAGAUUAAAGUUCUGGAGGACAUUAGACACCCAAACAUCGUACAGUUAAUGGCAUAUUGCAUUGAUAAAAAUUCUGUACACUUAUUGAUGAAACUCUUCCACAGUUAUUCUCUUUCUGACGUAUUGUUUGAUAACGUAUUCGAAAAAGCAGCUGCUUUAACAAUAUUAAAAAAACAUAAAAUUGCUCAGCAAUUUUGUCAGGCUAUUAAUUAUUUACAUUUAAAAGAAAAUCAAAUAAUUCACGGUGACAUAAAGCCUGCAAAUAUUUUGUUACAUGCAAACGGAACUGUAAAAGUUUGCGAUUUAGGACUUACAAGGGGAGGAUACGACCUUGGGGAAACGGAUUUGGAUAAUCUUUGA